This is a messenger RNA of Schizophyllum commune H4-8, 772 nucleotides long. RefSeq lists its product as uncharacterized. Lineage: Eukaryota; Fungi; Basidiomycota; Agaricomycetes; Agaricales; Schizophyllaceae. The transcript has a single exon. The record is from RefSeq and is a predicted model, not a curated record. The coding region runs from base 110 to 583 and encodes 157 amino acids.
CAUUAUCCAUCAUAAAGUUUUUGUCACCUUUGCAAUUUGUGCCUGACGGUAUAAGGGCGCGCGAGUGGUGGCGGGGUUGGGUGGGGGCUUUUGGGUGGUAAAGAGGCGCAUGAGGAAGGAGAUGAGGAGGGGGGCGAGGGGAGGAGGGGCGAGGGGCGAGGGGGGACAGGGAGGGGCGAGGAAAGGGGCGCGUUGGGUGAAGAGGGGGAAAGGCUCGGUGGCACGCGCCUGGCGGCACGCGGGGGGGAUGAAGAAGUCACCUCCCGGCUGUUGUCCUUCUUCUUCCGCCCUGCCCUCGUCUUUCUUUCGCCAAUUUCUCGUCUUUCUGCGCCCAUUCAUCUCGUCUCGCGCCGGCAGGCGUGCGUCCAACGCUCCUCUCGCAUUUUUUCCUCUCCCCCACCUCACCGUGCACCUCUAUCACGCCGCACGCCCCUCUCUUUCCCGCACGCGUCGCCUGGCGUUCGCUUUCGCGCUCCUUCUCCUAUCGCGUUCCCUCUCCCACCACGCUAGCUUACGUUCGCCCCGUACCCCUCCUUUUGCCUUCCGCACCCUUUUCUCUCCCUUCCUGUCUUUCACCCCCUAACAACACGCCACCCUUCCCUUACCGCACUCUUUCUGUCUUUCGCCCCCCUUCCUCCUACCACACGCUGCCCUUGACCACACACAUUCUUUCACUCCCCCUACCACCCCCUUAAUCCUUCAUACGGCACGCUUACUAACACGCCCCUCUCCUCCCACCCAACAGUCCAAGCGAACGGCCUCCGGCUGGCGG